Molecule: messenger RNA, 1677 nt
Organism: Venustampulla echinocandica
Lineage: Eukaryota; Fungi; Ascomycota; Leotiomycetes; Helotiales; Pleuroascaceae
Product: MFS general substrate transporter
Exons: 5
Coding region: 1-1677 (558 amino acids)
Biological process (GO): transmembrane transport
Molecular function (GO): transmembrane transporter activity
Source: RefSeq, a predicted model, not a curated record
AUGGAGAAUAAAGAUAUCGAGAGGUGUACGGCGAGGGACGUAGAGGGACAAACGACGACACAGAAGCGGAGCUGGCGAUUCUAUGGGACCUUCGCAUGUCUGGCCCUUCUAAACUUCAUAUGCGCAAUAGACGCUACUAUCCUUUCGGUGGCAUUACCAACCAUUGCCACUGACUUGAAAGGCACCACGGCUAUUCAAGCCUUCUGGUGUGGAACUUCUUUCUUGCUAACCUCGACCGUCUUUCAGCCCUCCUGGGCGUCUUUUUCACAUAUAAUUGGACGGAGAUCGGUGUUGCUUACCGCCUUGGUGCUCUUUACUGUUGGAACUAUAAUUGCAUCUGCAGCCAAGCAUAUCGCAUACUUGCUCAUGGGAAGAUGCGUUCAGGGUAUUGGAGGCGGUGGACUGGUUAGCCUCACCUACGUCGUAGUUUCCGACAUGGUUACAUUGAGGGAGAGAGGGAAAUGGUUCUCAGUGAUAUCUUUACAAUGGGCAAUCGGUAGUGUUGUUGGGCCUGUGAUCGGAGGGGCUUUCGCAGAAAAGACGACAUGGAGAUGGAUCUUUUGGCUUAAUUUACCUUUCUGCGCAAUUGCUGCGCUGGGUAUACCCAUUUGUCUUCGACUCAACUCUCUUGGAGGCUCAGCUUGGACAAGAUUGAGGAAAUUCGACUGGCUCGGCUCAUUCAUAUUUGUAGCUGCAGCUACGAGUUUCCUAAUUCCAUUGACAUGGGGUGGGGUUAUGUAUAGCUGGUCAAGCUGGCGAACGCUGGUACCACUGGUUCUCGGACUUGUUGGUUUGGCUAGUUUUAUCGUCUACUCUAUAUAUGUCUCCUCGGAACCACUCAUUCGCCGGACCCUUUUCAAUACCCCCACAGCUGUUGUUGCCUAUAUCGGAACAGUUCUCCACGGAAUCAUAGUAUGGAGCAUACUCUAUUAUAUGCCUCUUUACUUCGAAGUAGUUAAAAACUAUAGUGCCAUCACGUCGGGUGUAGCACUAUUCCCAUUUACAUUCACAAUAUGUCCAGCGGCUAUCGUGGUCGGAAUUGUGAUUACUAAAACCGGUCGGUAUAGGCCCUCGAUCUGGAUCGGUUGGUUCCUUACAACCCUAGGUAUGGGUCUCCUUAUUAUCUUGAAGGAGUCGACAAGCACCGCAUGCUUCGUGUUCCUCUCACUUGUAGGUGGCUUCGGAACGGGCAUGCUAUUCUCUGCACAAGGUUUCGCAGCACAGGCUACUGUGUCCAAUCCUGACCUCCCGUUCGCCGGUGCCAUGUACUCGUUCUUCCGCGCCUUCGGACAAACCCUGGGAGUCGCCGCUUCGGGAGCCAUAUUUCAGAAUGCUUUCAAGGAAAGUAUUUUGACGACGGGAUAUUCGGAAUAUGCAGAAGACUGGUCCCGCGAUGCCAGUAGUUUCGUGCAAGUUGUAAAAUCAUGGAGCAGCCAUGAAGAACAUGCUCCUAUGAAAGCAGUGGCCGUGGCAGCAUACAUCAAGAGUCUUCAGAUGGUUUGGGCGGUCAUGUGUGUGCUAGCCGCAAUUGCAUUGGGCUGUUCCCUUCUGUGGAUUGAUGAGAUCAGCUUGGAGAGAGAGCUGGAAACCGACCAAGGCUUUAUUAACCGUCCGAAGAAGAUAUCACUAGAGUCCAAGGAGGAGCGUACGAGUAGUUCGAGUCAUCGAAAAGGGUGA